Vigna unguiculata (cowpea) is the source of this 1160-nucleotide messenger RNA. RefSeq lists its product as uncharacterized. The record is from RefSeq and is a predicted model, not a curated record. NCBI's taxonomy places the organism in Eukaryota, Viridiplantae, Streptophyta, Magnoliopsida, Fabales, Fabaceae.
GCACAUAAAAUUAGAUUGAGAGAACAAUGGAUAACCCUAAACAAACUUUUGGUAGUUUAACAAUUGUUCUAUGUUUGCUUCUUGCUGGGGUUAUUUUGUUGUUCCAUUGGUCCUCCUCCAUCUCCAAUGAGUUAUUCCUAAUCCACAAAGAACCACUAUGCAAGAAAUCAAACUUUAACAAUUCAGACAUUGAAGAAUGUGGGGAUACCCUAGACUGUGCAUUAGCGAAAGCUUCAAUGGGAAACAAAACAGUGAUAAUAGCUAUGGUGAAUAGGGCUUAUGUGGAGCAAGAUGUGGAGAGUGACACCACCAUGCUUGAUAUAUUUCUCAACAGUUUUUGGCUGGGAGAAGGAACAAGAUCUCUCAUUCAUCACAUUCUUUUAGUUGCUGUUGAUCAAAUUGCCUAUGAUCGAUGCCAGUUUCUGAAGCUCAACUGCUUCAGAUUGGAAACAGAUGGUGUUGAUUUUGAAGGUGAGAAAGUUUACAUGUCUCAAGAUUUCAUCAAGAUGAUGUGGAGAAGAACACAGUUCCUCUUGGAUGUUCUCAAACGUGGCUACAACUUCGUCUUCACGGACACUGAUGUAAUGUGGUUAAGAAACCCAUUUACAAGGUUGAGCAAGAAUGAAAGAGAAGACCUUCAAAUAAGCACAGACAUGUACAAUGGUGAUCCUAGGUCAAAGGAAAACCUAAUCAACACUGGAUUUUACUUUGUGAGGUCAAGCAACAAGACCAUCUCCUUGUUUGAAACAUGGUAUGAUGAAAAGGAUAAUUCCACAGGAAAAAAGGAGCAAGAUGUGCUUCUUGACCUAAUUAGAAAUGGUAUUAUUGAAAAAUUGGGAAUUAGGGUUAGGUUUUUGGAUACCCUUUAUUUCAGUGGAUUUUGCCAAGAUAGCAAGGAUUUUAGGGCAGUCACCACUGUCCAUGCCAACUGUUGUAGGAGCAUCAAUGCAAAGGUGGCAGAUAUGAAGGUUGCCCUAAGUGAUUGGAAGAGGUUUAAGAGGUUGCAACCUAAUUCUACACUGAAUAUUCCUCAAUGGACUAAGCAUGAUUGGUGUCAAAAAUCUUGGGGGAAGACCUAGAAAAAAAAAAACCCAAUUUUUGUAUGGAGCAUAUUUCUCUUAAUUUAAAAGGUUAAUAUAUAUUUAUAUGAGUUUUUCUUU